CACAGUAUUUGACGUGUCCUCAGCAGCAGGACACGACAGGACACACGGAGCAGAACACGUCAGGUCUCCAGUAAAAGCAGUGAGUGAGUGAGUGAGUGAGUGAGUGAUUAAUUAUCCGCUCACACACCUCCUUACUCUUCCCGGUGCAAACUUUCGCUGAAUAUCAAAACCUGACUGAGAAACGUUAAAAUAUGCAGCUCAACGAGACACCGAACUGUGUCCCCGCGUGAAAACCAAACUAAACUCCGUGGACAAAGUGCGGUUGAACAGUCCGGGAUGGACGGCUCCGGCUCCGGCUCCGGUGCUGCUGCUGCUGCCCGCCUGUCGUCGAACUCGAGACCGUGUGUCGGCGCAGUUUCGGCGGACGAACACGGAGCUCCGGGUCCGGUGCCCGUGAAGAAACAAGCCGUGAAGAGGCACCACCACCGGCACAACCUGAAGCACAGGUACGAGUUCCUGGAGACGCUCGGGAAAGGAACGUACGGCAAAGUGAAGAAGGCCAAGGAGAGGUCCGGCAGACUGGUUGCCAUAAAGUCCAUCAGAAAGGAGAAGGUCAAGGAUGAGCAAGACCUGGUUCACAUUCGCAGGGAGAUUGAGAUCAUGUCGUCGCUCUGCCACCCGCACAUCAUCACCAUAUACGAAGUGUUUGAAAACAAGGACAAGAUUGUGAUCGUGAUGGAGUACGCCAGCCAAGGAGACCUGUACGACUACAUCUGUGACAAGAAGCGCAUCUCUGAACGGGAGACCCGGCACUUCUUCAGACAGAUUGUGUCGGCGGUGCACUACUGUCACCAGAAUGGAAUAGUUCACCGGGACCUGAAACUGGAGAAUAUUUUACUAGAUGGCAGCGGGAAUGUUAAGAUCGCAGACUUCGGCCUGUCGAACCUCUACCACGGCGACGAGUUCCUCCAAACCUUCUGUGGGAGCCCCUUGUACGCUUCCCCCGAGAUCGUCAACGGACGCCCGUACCGCGGGCCAGAGGUGGAUACCUGGUCUCUCGGUGUAUUGUUGUAUACACUGGUUCACGGCACCAUGCCAUUUGAUGGAAACAACCACAAAGCACUGGUUCAACAGAUCAGCACCGGAAACUACCGGAAACCCAAUAAACCCUCAGAUGCUUGUGGGCUUAUCCGCUGGAUGCUGAUGGUUAAUCCGGAGCGCAGAGCGACUAUUGAGGAGACUGCAGGACACUGGUGGCUCAACUGGGGUUACCAGCAGCCGCUACUGGCAGAGACAAAGAGCAGCACAACGGAGCAGACCUCGUCGCCGCUCUCCACGUCCACAUCACACCCCGCUGGGAUGGCCAGUGUCGCCAGCUGGCUGCGGCGCACCUCCAGACCUUUGCUGGAGAACGGCUCAAAGAUCCGCUGCCUGCUACGCUCACAGGCCGGCGGAGGGGGGGACGUGGUGCGGCAGCGGUCUCUGCGAAGGUCGCGGAAGGAGAACAACAUUUCCCAGACGUUUCACGAGGGGAGCUCAGACAGUCGCCCCUCCAAAGGUAUUCUGAAGAGGCGCAACAGUGUGAAGCAGAAAGUGACCAAUGAAACCCCGGCUGCGAGUCCAGUAGAGCCUCAGAGCGCUCCGAGUUUGUCGACGCCACCUCACGCCCCUUCAGCUGCGUCGGCUCCGCGCAAGGGAAUCCUGAAGAAGCCCACGGAGCAAGAGUCGGGAUACUUCUCCUCCUCUCCUGAGAACAGCGAGUCCAGCUGGGCACCACAGAUAACCGUGUGUCCUUCAGCACCCACCUAUAAAAAGGGCAUCCUAAAACGAAAUGGCAAGUUCUCUUCUGGCGGCUUGCAGGAGUUUGGCUCUCUAGACCAGCUGGCAGCUUCUCUACCGCACGGCGGCACCAGGUCAAGACCAAGCGGGGCCAUCAGCGAGGACAGCAUUCUGUCCUCGGAGUCCUUUGACCAGCUGGAUCUACCGGAACGGAUGGGAGCGUCGGCAAAAAUGAAUAAACCGGGCAAGGCGAGCAUGAAGGGAAGUGUGUCUGCUGACAACCUGCUGGACAUUCAAGAGGAUGGGAUUCUUGGGGACGGGCUGCUGGGGCCCUGGAACCGCUGCUACGAGUCCGGAGUGGCCGACAGUGCUUUCUCCAUCACCGACUGUGAUAAUGUAACAGAGGCGUACAAACAGGCCAUGGUUAUACGCGGCUCUGCAGCAAGCUAAAGACCAGCGGGCUAAAGACCAGCGGGCUAAAGACCAGCGGGCUAAAGACCAGCGGGCUAAAGACCAGCAGGCUAAAGACUUGUGUUUUUUUUUAAUCCAGUAUUUUUAAGUGACUGUAAACUACUGACGACGUGAGAGAGCCAAAGUGCAUCGCGUCAAGCGAUCGAUCAGUGUGCUGACUCAUUUUGGUUAAUUUAAAAUAAUUGCACAGCACCAAAAAAAAGGGAGGGGCCUUCUUGCUCAACAAUAGAUUGUAUUUUUUAAGAUGGUGAAUGAUAAAUGGUUUGCCUUUGAAAGCUUCUCAGGAGAGGAGGUCUGCUGUGAAUCAAUCAGGAACUUGUACUUUUCACUUUUCAAGUGUAUGUUUUGAGGAAAUGCACGUUGUAACCAAAACACAGGACAUAUUACUUGAGUGAAACAUAUUUAGAAAAUUGUCAUUGCCUUGUUUACAAGGACAGAAUACUCUUGACAAAGUGCAGUGUUCUUUUUGACUUUAUGAAAGUUGAUCAUCUCAACAACAGCAAUAACACAGGUUUAAUGUUUUUGGAUCCUUCAUGUACCAUGUAUGCCAGAUUUUACUGAGGUUUUUAGGAUGUGGGGGGAAAGUGGCAUUUCACGGAUACCAAAGAACUAAUGUUAUUGGAUGUUUUUUUUUUUCUCUCCAUUUUUACUUUAAACUACUCGGAGAGAAUGUGCCAAGCGAACGGCGUCUUGUUCGUUGCAGGGACUUCGUCUCUCAACGAGUGGUUUAUGUUUGAUUGUUUUUCCUCUUUCUCUGGAUGAGGUGGAUAAUGACUUGAAUAAUAAUCAUGACACAUAAGAGAAGAGUCACAACAUGAACAACUCGUAGAACCUGCUUUUGUCUACACAGGUGGCCACUGUGUGUGUGUGUGUGUGUGUGUGUGCGUACAGGUGGCAGUUUCACUGGAAAGGUGGGGCCAAUUAACAAACAUGAAGGUCACAUGAAGUUGAACUUUGGAAGAAAAAAAACCUGCCAACUUGUGUAUGAUUAUGAACUCUGAGCUCCUUUUACGCUGCAUGUAAGUGGUGCAGACUCGAUGUGCAACCUUUCAACUCAGUUUUGAACGUCUGCCAUGGAGCUCAGGAGAGAUUAAACAUUGGAAAUGAAAGAAACACCCAUCUAUGCUGCAGUUGAACAGGUAAAGUAGAGAUAUACUCCGAUUCAUGUUUAAUGAAAUCCCCCCCGGUGGUCAGAUAUGGUUACAUCAGUAGGCUGUUUUGUUUUCUGAUGAAAUGUCAGUGUUUAAUCAGGCUACUUGAUCAUCAUGCAUUUUUAUUUUAUUUAUCAGCUGUCAUGUUUUCAAGUAUUAAGGUCGGAUAAAAAAAAAAAGUUGCACAUGCUUUAAACUGGAACCUUUUUGUUUACACAUGUAAACUAGAAAGACCUGAAUCCAUACUGGAAUGUGGGGACUGAACUCCUUAUCAUUGAUAACUGGUUUAUGUGUGACACAGGGAAACGGAGUCGGUCUGUACACCUUUUUUUGUACAAUUUAAUAUGCAUCUGACUCUGUUAAUUUUUUUUUUUGGAACUGCAAUAGAAAUAUUCUUUGCCAAAGUCGUCUGGUUUAUCAUUAAAUGACCAUGUGAUCGACCGUGCUGUUGUGAUCGGUAUGAGGAAAUCGAAACUCAAUUAAAAAAAACAAAACCAACAAGAACUCAA
Molecule: messenger RNA, 3850 nt
Organism: Solea senegalensis (Senegalese sole)
Lineage: Eukaryota; Metazoa; Chordata; Actinopteri; Pleuronectiformes; Soleidae
Gene: nuak2
Product: NUAK family, SNF1-like kinase, 2
Exons: 6
Coding region: 277-2169 (630 amino acids)
Biological process (GO): microtubule cytoskeleton organization; intracellular signal transduction; protein phosphorylation
Cellular component (GO): cytoplasm
Molecular function (GO): ATP binding; tau-protein kinase activity; protein serine/threonine kinase activity
Source: RefSeq, a predicted model, not a curated record